AUGAACACGUUUGUCAACGGCUCCCGGUGCAGUGCUUGCCCCCCAAACUCUUUCACAUUGCAGAACGGGUCGUCAUAUUGUCUGUGCACAUCCGGGCACAUGUAUGACUCGAGCUCGAGUGCAUGCGUCGCAUGCCCCUCAGGCAACUACUCCACGGGCGACUGCGUGCCAUGCGUAGCAGGGACAUACAAGAAUACGGUUGGCAGCGGGGACUGUCUGUCUUGUCCGAUCAACUCCUUCUCUAUUGCCGCAGGCAGCAAAGAUGUCAGCGCCCAAGUUUGUCAGACAUGCGCAGUCGGAACGUUCAAAUCGCAGGCAGGAAAUUUGACAUGCACCACAUGCCCCCUGUCGUCUUCGACUGCCUCUACUGGAGCUACAGUCAUAAAUCAAUGUAUCUGUCAGAAGGGCUACACCAACUCUAGCGUCCUUGAAAAAUGCUCGCAAUGCGCACCCGGUCAGUACAAGCCUACGCUAGGAAACACAACCUGCAGCGUGUGCAAUGAAAACUCCAACAACGGGACGUACAGCCUGGGAGAAUGUGUUGCUUGUGAGAAAGGCUUCUACAGCCCGACGGCCAACAGCGCACGAUGCUUGUCAUGCCCGCCCGGACAUUACUCGGCUGUGUCCGGUAGUUCUGAGUGUGUACAAUGCCCAGCCAACACGUACAGCGAUCGGGCAGGCAACGGCUCGACCGCCUGCUCUGACUGCACGGCCAACACGAUCUCCUCUCCUGGAAGCACUGCGUGCGCGUGCAAGCAAGGCUACAAAGGCUUCGGCGAUCAAUGCUCCGUGUGUCCGGUAGGAGAGUACAACAACAAGACCGGCAGCUCGUCAUGUCUUUCGUGUCCGCAGUACCAGACAACCGUCGCUGAGGGCUCCACGAGCCUGACAGACUGCAGGUGCGUCAUGGGAUACAGCUUGCUGAGUGGCCAGUGUGUGGGAUGUCCCGCAGGCAAGUACAAGGACCAGGUGGGCUCGGGGGCAUGCGCCGAC
Messenger RNA from Guillardia theta CCMP2712, 993 nucleotides. RefSeq lists its product as hypothetical. The annotation marks the transcript as partial. The record is from RefSeq and is a predicted model, not a curated record. The transcript has 4 exons. Lineage: Eukaryota; Cryptophyceae; Pyrenomonadales; Geminigeraceae.